CGCCCCGGCCACCGCCGCCCGCUGGCCAUGGAGCUCUCCCUGAGGCUGCUCCUGGCGUCCUGCCUCUCCCUGGGGGCGGCCGGCGAGUUUGACAGAAGGUGGCCCAGACACAUGGUCUCCUCUGCAGGACUCUGUCGGUUUGGAAGCAGAAUUGACUGCUGCUGGGGCUGGGCCCGAGUGUCCUGGGGACAAUGCCAGCCGUUCUACGUCUUAAGGCAGAGAAUAGCCAGCCUAAGGUGCCAGCCUAAAGCUAUAUGCCAGCCAGGGUGCAAACAUGGUGAAUGCAUUGGGCCAAACAAGUGUAAGUGCCACCCAGGUUACACUGGAAAAACCUGCAACCAAGAUCUGAAUGAGUGUGGACUAAAGCCACGGCCGUGCAAACACCGCUGUAUGAAUACCUACGGCAGCUACAAGUGCUACUGUCUGAACGGCUACAUGCUUAUGCCAGAUGGAACGUGCUCGAAUGCCCUUUCUUGCUUGAUGGCAAAUUGUCAGUAUGGCUGUGAUGUGCUGAAAGGGGAAGUGCGCUGCCGCUGUCCUUCUCCAGGGCUGCAGCUUGGACCUGAUGGCAGGACUUGCAUAGAUAUUGAUGAAUGUGCUACUGGGAGAGUUAUCUGUCCGAGAUUUAGGCACUGUGUCAAUACUUUUGGAAGCUACAUUUGCAGGUGUCACCAAGGCUUCGAUCUGAUGUACAUUGGAGGCAAAUACCAAUGCCAUGAUAUAGAUGAAUGUUCCCUUGGCCACCAUCAGUGUGGUAGUUUUUCGCACUGUUACAAUAUUCCAGGAUCCUACAAAUGCAAAUGUAAAGAAGGUUACAGAGACAAUGGAACAAACUGCAUACAAAAGCCAGUGACCAGGCCAACGGCUCGACCUACACCUGAACCAACAACUCGACCUACGCCCAGACCAACGACCCGACCUACACCUAGACCGACAACUUGGCUGACACCAAAGCCAACCACUAGAUAUGUGCCAGUGACAACAAGACCAACCACUAGAUAUGUGCCAGUGACAACAAGGCCAGUAACGACACCAGUAACGAGGCCUCCACCACCACCUCAACCUACAACGAUAAGAUCUACACUACCACCACAAAGACCUCCUCUUGUAAUAACUGAAGAACCUUCACAAGUUCCCAUUGAAACUACAUCUUUGCAAGGAAUUAUAGAUGACAACAGGAUUCAACCAGAUCCUCAGAAACCCCGAGGAGAUGUGUUCAUUCCACGCCAGCCCGGAGUGAGCAAUAAUCUGUUAGAAAUACUUGAAAUUGAAAGAGGGAUUACUGCUGAUGAAUUUGAAGCAAAUGAUGACCCAGAUGUGCUGGUACACAGCUGUAAUUUUGAUAGUGGACUGUGUGGAUGGAUCAAGGACAAAGAUGAUGACUUGCACUGGGAACCAGUGCGAGAUGGGUCAGGGGGACAAUAUCUUACCAUCUCUGAUCCCAAAGGCCAAGAAGGAAGAGCAGCACAUCUUAUCCUCCCCUUGGAUCACAUGGCUCAGGCCAGAGACUUGUGCCUGUCGUUCAGGCAUAAGGUGCCUGGACUGCAUUCUGGUGCCCUCCAAGUCUUUGUAAGGAAAAAUGGUGCUCAUGGACCAGCUGUUUGGGGAAGAAAUGGUGGCCAUGGCUGGAGACAGACACACAUAACUUUACAAGGACUAGGCAUCAAGAGUGUUAUUUUCAAAGGAGAGAAAGGGAAAGGAAGAACUGGGGAUAUUGGGCUAGAUGAUGUGAUCUUGAGGAGAGGACGCUGCUCUGAAGAGCAUUAGCAAAGACAGUGGACCAGCACGGUCAUCUCCUCUAGCCCUUCUUAUGGAAUUCCUACCAAGCUUUGAAACAGAACUGCAUGAAAAAGUGGGAGAGCAACAACUUCUUAGUGGUCUUCCAAGUGGAAUCUCAUGGAAACUUCCCUUAAAUACAUGAAGAGCACCUCCCAGGAUUCAGGAUAUCCAAUCUUAGGCUGGUUCUUUCUAUUAAUCCUUACCCUUAAAUCAUAGUUUCUAUGUAAUAACUUUAUCCCCUAUUAAGCGUGGUGAGUGUUCACAGAAAGAGCACUCAUGAAAAAGGGAGAAUUAAUUACAAAUGGUGGCAAAAGAAAGCUCCAGCUCAAAGUUUAAGUGUUAAUUGACAAUCCCAUAGUGCUACUCUUUCAAUGAUUAGAUUUAACAGACAGUGGGAUUGAAGUAGCUUGAGUCACACUGGAUCAGUGAAAGCCUGGACCUGAACUUUGGCUUACUGCCACUGACCUUUAAAGAAGGGUUUGCUUUAUAUCAAAUAGCAUUUAUUUUGCUGUUGCAUCUGUAUUAACAAAAACCAUUUAUAUAGAGUAGGCAUUGCAUCCUGUAAUAUUGCUACUGCUGUGUUUUGUGUAUAUGUGUAUGGUUAACAUAUUUAUGUUUUUUAAUAUUUACAGACUCUAGUUCCAAGGUAUUUGGCAGCUGUACUUUCUUAUUGUACAAGACAGGAGUUCAGCAUAUUCUUCAAUACCGCUGGUCAUGCCAAGUUACCAAAGUCAGUUAAUGGUGCUCAUUGAAAAACGCUGGUGCAGUUUUUCAUCUUGUAAUGUCCUGAAGGCAAAAGACCAAACACUCACCUGCUAUAAACUGGCAAAUGAUAACGGUGUACAAGUUGCAUCUAGCUCAGAUGCAAGGCUCUCAGUCCUGCAAGAAUCUCCUGGUUCAGUCAAAGACUGAGCAGCCAGGAGAAGAUGAACUUGGAUCUCGUAAGGUGGAGCCUGUUGAUGCCACCAGGAAUGUUCCCUUCCCACAGGUGGCACAAGCCUACACAUAAGCAAAAAGGGCAGCUGCAUUAGCACUGUACGAACAAUUCAGACCGUGAAAUGCCUUGAGUGAUCUUUGUCAAAUGUCCAUAUUCCAUCCAAUCUUCUGUAUAUAAUAAACAUUUUAUCCUUUAGAACUAGAACAACUAUUAGCUCUAGUUGGAAAUAAGUAUUUAUCAAAACUUUGGAUUAAUUUUUUAGUUAUGUAUCAUGCACAUGGUGUGCAGUUUCCCAGGGAAUUCUUUUGUUUGGUUUGGGAUUUUUUAAAUUGGCAUCAUCAUCAUCACUGCUAACAAUUCUAAAUUUGACAAAGUAAUUGUAACAUUUAAGAAAAUGAUAAGAGUGGUAAAAUGUCAUUAGUGGUGCAGCCUUAAAGCUUCAAAAUGUAUAUAUAGAAAAAAUAGGUCUCAGAUCUUUUGAAUAUUUAAAUACAGUGUAAAAUAAAUGUCGGCUGCAUAUCAUGUUAUAAAACCAUCAUUAAAAAAAUACAUGUAAAGUCUCACACAAAGUCCACAGAGAACCAUUAGAUGUCAUAUUAGACGUUUCAGAUGAAGUACCACUUUGAAAAUACUUUUCCCAUUUCUCCCCUAGGACAAAGCACAGUGUGUAUAGCAGAAAUGUACAUGACCAAACAGAGAGUUUCCUGCAAAACUGUACCAGCAAACAUUUUGAAAAGGAAAAAACCCAAGGCAUUUGUAAACAUUAAAUUUUAAACUAUUUUGCUUCAAAUAUGAUCAUGAUCUUUUUUCUCUUACAUUACUUUGCGAUAUGUCAGAAAUAUUUGUGAAUAGUUGAAAUACCUUGUCUUUAUUUUAAAGUAAUCAGUAAAGGAGACUGUUACUUGCUACUAAUUGGAAAUCUUGUUUUCAUUUUUAGAUUGAAAUGAACCAAAAGAUGAUAAUACAACCAAAGUGAAAUAGGUCUCUCAAAAUACAUUUCACUAUCGUAUGAUGAGAGAAUUAUAUGUAUUAUUCAAAAGGAAGAAUGACAAUUUUCAACCUAACUUUUUUAAAGAGAAAUUUCACAGGUAAUUUAAGAGCUUCUGCUUCAUUUUACAAGAAGCAGCUCUCGUAGUUCUCACACUACUGAACUUGUACAAACUGUUACAUUCAUUGGAAUCUAAGAAGAUUAACACAUUUUGGUCUGGUUCAUGUACAGUGGAUGAAGAUGGUCUUUACCACAUCUUCACACAUUACUACAUCUUUCUGAGAUUAAGAUUCCCUGGUUAAAAUAGAAACCUAUCUCCUAUCUAUGCAACACUGUCAGAGUUUUUUGCCUCUUUUACAAAUGGUACCUAGAACCCAGAAUCUGAAUUAAUUCAGAAAGUAGGCAGAAAUAAGGUAUCUGAGACUUGGAGGUCAAAACCUUGGUUUUACUGUAGUUGCAGAAUUCAAUAACCACCCUAAUAAGAGUAAGAUAAUCAUGAGAAGACAAACCUUAGCAGCAGAAUGUUGUUGACAGCAGCCUUCCAUCAUCCUGCUCUGUUCUCAUAAAGAAAAGGUGCCACAGUAGCACCUGUUUCCAACCCAUGGACCAGCUCUCUCUAUAUACACAUAGCCUAUUAGAGGUUAUUUCUCCCUGCAGAUGAGGCACUGUAAUUGUCAGAAACAUUGCUAAAAUUAUACACUUUGGAUCAAGCUAUGCAUUGUGACAGUCACCUUGAAAUCUAUUCAUUCUGCAUUUAAAGAUAUGCAACAAGAUAAACCAUGGCUGUCAGCCUUUAAAAUUUGAAUUCUGAAUGUAAGAUGUAUAGAGUUAUUAAUUAGCAAGUGAGGCCCAGUUAAAUCUUACGCAAUUUUUAUUUAUAUAGAUCUAUAUCUCAAAUAAAAAAAUAUCAGAGUUUUCCUGGUGGUUAAAAUAUUUUCUUACCUGCUAUUUUAUCCUGAUGUCCUAUAGUCACACAGUGUUUUAUGACAUUUCAGAUUGUCAACAUCAAUUAAAAAAAAAAAAAAGAAGUUGAGUGAUGUAUUGGUAUAAACCUGCAACUUUAGAAAUAAAUAUGAGAUAUUUUAGUGGUAAGUUUCAGGAGUCGUUUGAAAGAUCACAGAAAUCUCCUCAAGAUCUGAAAGUUAAUGCAUGGUCAGACCUCAUCUACUGCAUUAAACUGACCUAGCAAUACAUGAAGAAAUGCAUUUGGAAUAUCUGUAAUGCUCCAUUUGUUUGAGAGGAAGAUGCCAACAGACUAAAGACCAUCAGGGACCACAAAGACAACUAUAACAGUACAGACUGAAGCACCUCUAGAGUUCAAAAACCAUCUUGGUGUGGGUUUUCAGGACUAUACAACCAAAAUGAAUCAAAUCACAUUCUAGCUGGUCUGCUCUUACCAAUUCUCCUUGUGCACUUGUGUGACCUCUUCCAAAACCUGGUCCUUUGAUUUGAAACAAAUUGUCCUCUAGACAGUGUUCUAUGCUGA
Molecule: messenger RNA, 5190 nt
Organism: Chiroxiphia lanceolata (lance-tailed manakin)
Lineage: Eukaryota; Metazoa; Chordata; Aves; Passeriformes; Pipridae
Gene: NPNT
Product: nephronectin
Exons: 13
Coding region: 28-1767 (579 amino acids)
Cellular component (GO): membrane
Molecular function (GO): calcium ion binding
Source: RefSeq, a predicted model, not a curated record